Messenger RNA from Laccaria bicolor S238N-H82, 495 nucleotides. RefSeq lists its product as uncharacterized. The record is from RefSeq and is a predicted model, not a curated record. The coding region runs from base 1 to 495 and encodes 164 amino acids. NCBI's taxonomy places the organism in Eukaryota, Fungi, Basidiomycota, Agaricomycetes, Agaricales, Hydnangiaceae. The transcript has 2 exons.
AUGGAGUCCAUUGAAGAAGACACGCUUCAUAUGCGCACCCUAUCCGCAGUCCUUGAGGCCAUUCGCCAUCGUCGCGACGCCAAUCUUCGAGAGUUCGCAAACGCCAUCGCGGACCUGUGUCUCACCGCCGAGCCUGGAACUCUUCUAGGCACUGUUUUCGAGACUCGCGAGGAGUUCGGCUCGUGGUACAGCUUCGUUCAAGACUUUGUAGAUACUCAGGGGGUCCCAGUGCCUGCGGGUUCAACGACGGCCGAUUUGGAGAGACUCGUCUCACUUUUUCAGCGAGACGAUUCACCUCCCAUUGCUGGGCCUUCAUCUCUGACACCUCGUCAACGCCGCGUCCGCUCGCUGUCCCUUAUUCCUUCUAUUGCCGUUGCUUCGCCUGGUCUUCCACCUUCCGCCCAUUCUCAGGAGGAGGAGGAGGAGGUUAUCGACGAGCUUGUUGACGAGGAAAUCUUGACUUUGUCUUUCUUGAACUUUGAGAUUUGUUCCUAA